AUGGAGUUCGAAUUUGAUCUUGAAUGGUGCUUGACAGGUGCUAAAUAUCUCACACCUAAUGAAUCUGCAAGAGUCAAUGCCAAUCCUACUGACGGGAAAGCAAUAGAUGCCCUCAUUUUAGCAAAUAAAUCAUAUAUUCAUUCAAUCAACGUUUUAAAUGAUUAUUGCAAGCCACAAAUGGCAGAAUAUCGAAAAUCAGUAGUUAAACACGAAGAUUCAGAAAUACAAAGUCAAGCAUUAGACAAACUUUAUUCAAAGUACUUGAUAGAAUUUAAGAAGCACAAAAUGCCAUUGAAGUAA
This is a messenger RNA of Trichomonas vaginalis G3, 300 nucleotides long. RefSeq lists its product as uncharacterized. NCBI's taxonomy places the organism in Eukaryota, Parabasalia, Trichomonadida, Trichomonadidae. The transcript has a single exon. The record is from RefSeq and is a predicted model, not a curated record. Bases 1 to 300 code for a protein of 99 amino acids.